Effrenium voratum is the source of this 805-nucleotide messenger RNA. Lineage: Eukaryota; Dinophyceae; Suessiales; Symbiodiniaceae. The record is from the annotation of a GenBank genome assembly.
GACUCCCACGUGGCUGAAGGGCCUGGUGAAGGGCACGGGCACCUCCGAGGAGAAGAGGUCGUCGGUUGCGUCAGGGGUGGACCAGAGCCCGGCAAAUCGAAAAGUGGACGAGGCCAAGUGGGCGUGCACUACGUUGCUGCAGUUCUCCUGUGGCAGUCAGGCCUCCCCGCUGUUUCGGCCGCUGGGGGGCUCCUGGUCCGUGAUCUACGAGGCGCUGGCGCGGCACCCGGCGCCCGUGCCCCCGGCGGCCUCCGCGGCCCUGCGCGCGGCCGCGGAGUUCGUGCAGGGCGCCAAGUCCCGGGAGCUGCGGCUGCAGUUUGCGCUCCUCGUGCACACAGACGAGGCCGCCUUGUCGCGCUUCGUUGGCGACGUCGAGGGUGCGAUUGUGUUGCUGUGUAAGGCAGCGAGCAACUCGGACCCGCUGCUCAGUGAGGAGGGGCUCUUGGGGCAGUGGCGGAGUGACAUCGAGGCUUUCCGCCGCCGCUGCCGGGAGAUUUGGGAGCUCUAUAUGUACUUUGUCUUCCUGGAUGUAAAGGGGGACCGCGCGCUGCUGCGCAUGGUCUCCAGGCAACUGUUGAACCUUCUGGAGGUGACGCCGUCUGGUUUAGUGGCAAACCUCUCUCACACAGGCCCUUGGGCGCAGCCUGCUUUGCAGAUCCUGGCGAAGGGCAUGGGCGCAUCUCUGCUGGAGCGGCGCCACCGCCAGGCGCUGGAGGAGUGGCACAGCGCGGUGCAGGCGGCGACGGCCAAGGCCUGCGAGUCGGCGGCCGGCGCCAAAGGCGGGCGGGACCUGGGGGCUGAAUAA